AUGGAUUGGAGUUCUACUGGUACUAAUCGCCUAUUGGAGUUGAAUGAGGUGGAAGAAUUCAGAUUACAAGCUUAUGAGAAUGCCAAGCUGUACAAAGAAAAGAGUAAACGAUGGCAUGACAACAAGUUUUUGCCACGGCAAUUUGCACCUAGACAACAAGUCUUGUUAUUUAAUUCCAGGUUUAAAUUGUUUCCUGAAAAAUUAAAAUCUCGUUGGUCUGGUCCAUUUAAGAUAUUGCAUGUCUAUUCUCAUGGAGCUGUAGUAGUCAAAGAUGACAAGAUUGGUUCUACUUUCAAUGUCAAUGGCCAACGAUUAAAGCAUUACUUUGGAGCUCCUAUAAUUCGUGAUAAAAAGUCCAUCAUUUUUCAAGCUGCUUAA
Molecule: messenger RNA, 378 nt
Organism: Gossypium raimondii (Peruvian cotton)
Lineage: Eukaryota; Viridiplantae; Streptophyta; Magnoliopsida; Malvales; Malvaceae
Exons: 1
Coding region: 1-378 (125 amino acids)
Source: RefSeq, a predicted model, not a curated record